AUGAGUUUUAGCUCCGCCCCUCGACAGUACGAUGUUAGGUACCCCGCGGAAGUUGCUGGUGUGCGGAGAUACGAACGUGAAAUGUUGCAGUGUGGCAUGCUGGAGCGAGACCGACAGGCUCUGAAGAGACGGUCUGCUGUCCUGUGCAAACAGCUGGUUGUGGACGAGCUUCUCAUACAGUCACUGCAGGCAGAUGACAUCCUAACUGAGAGCAUGGCCGAGGCUAUAAUGGCUGAGCAAACAUCUCAGAAACGCAGCUGGCGUUUGUUGCUCCUCUUACCAAAACGAGGACCCAAAGCCUUCAGCAGUUUCUGCUCAGCGCUCCGAGAAACGGAGCAGCAGCACCUGUGCGACCUCCUCAUACAGUCGCCUGAGAGAGAUGUCAGGGAGACGCAUGCAGAUAGUAUUCAGUCUGACAAAGAGCCAGAGGCAAAGACAGGGCAGAUGGAGAGAACAGAAACAAAGAGAGAGGUGAGAGGAGCACCUAAAAUCCUCAGUCAGGAUAACUGCGAGUAUUUAUUUUAUAAGGCCAAGAUAAGAGAGCUAGAGGAAAAAUGUGAGGUGAGCAGCACCUCAUCGCUCCCAGUCCCAGCCUCAGAUAGAUGCUGCACUUCCGAGUCAUCACUCAGGGAGUCGGCCCCAGUCAGGGAGGAGGACAGGAACAAAGAAAGACGAAGGAUCAAGACAAGAGGAAGUGAUGAGCGGACUGAUAGGAAAGCGGGGUCUUCUCUUCCACUUCCAAUUCAGGAGGAACUUCCUGCCAAAAGAACAAGGACACAUGAGUCUUUGGAGUUCAGCCUCGAUGCCGACAGUCCCAUCAACACUCCCGUUCUACCGUGCACUCCUGACUUCUAUCGCGCUCACUGCCAGCAGUCUUAUAGAAUGGGUUCCUCCCCUCGUGGAUUUGCUCUGGUGAUCAGUAAUGUGAGCUUCGACUCCCAUGCUGCUCCCGACCUUGACCCAAGGAAGGGCGGGGAGGUGGACGACGAGGUCCUCAGGAAGGUUUUCACAGAGCUAGACUACAUGGUCAGCGUCCACAGAAACCUCACCGCUCAGGACAUGAGGACUUGCAUCGAGAAUUUCUGCAGGCGUCCAGAGCACAGCACAGUGGACAGCUGUGUGGUGUGUCUGCUUUCCCAUGGGGUGGAGGGGGCAGUUUAUGGCACAGAUGGACAACUCCUGCAGCUGGACUGGGUGUUUCAGUCCUUUGACAAUGCGCAUUGUCCGCUGCUGCAAAACAAACCGAAGAUGUUCUUCGUUCAGGCCUGCAGAGGAGAUGAGAUGGACUGUGGAGUGGAGCAGAUAGACGGCCCAGCAAGGACUUUAUCACCGAGCUGCGAGCAGCGGGACGCUGGGAGGGAAGGACAGGGGGAUGCAGACUCCGGACAGAGGGUGGACUUGGGGAGGCCCAGGAUUAAACUACCACAGCGGUCGGACAUGAUCUGUGGCUUUGCAUCUCUCAAAGGUCAGAGAAUUAGCACAGCCGCCAUGCGAAACACCAAGAGAGGCUCCUGGUUCAUCCAGGAGCUGAACACAGCACUCCGCCUCCAUGCCAGAGACACUCACCUUGCAGACAUCCUGGUUCAGGUCAACAGACGUAUCAAGGAGAGGGAGGGCUACGCCCCGGGCACCGCCCACCAUCGCUGCAAGGAGAUGUCCGAGUUCACCAGCUCACUCUGCAAAGACCUUUUCUUUUUCCCCAAGUACCAGUCCCAGUAUUGACAUGCAAAAGAGCACUUUAGAUCACCACACACAGAUCAUUCCUCCCGUUAAAGCCUGUCAGCAGAGGCGCACACACUCAAACUGCCUCUCACUCACACAUUCCCCCCCGUCACGCUUCACAAAGUUUUGCCCCACACGCACUUGCAGGAUUCUUGAAAAACGUAAAGCAGCAAGCUUAUUUUAAUCUACAUGUACUUGGAAAUGAGUGUGGAGACAAACCCACUGUCUGUGUGUCCGUGUCUAUGCCAGUUAGAGGGUUUAUAUGUUAAUCCUUUUCAGUCAAACUGCACAGCUACUCUGAGGUUUCACAAAUCUCUCUUUUUAAAAAAGUAUUUUGUAUACAGAUCUAUUUUUGUGCCUUAAUUUUGUAUGAAAAUGUUUUUAUAAGGAUUUGCAAAGCCCUUGUUUUUAUUUGUACAUAAGGUGCCACCAUUUCUUGUUCUUAGUGUACGGACAGGCAGGGGGCAGCACUGCAGAGACAGAGGCGUUUCGUCCUCUCAUAAUCCUCAGCAUUUUUCCCCUGCUGCAGUUCAAAGUGAUCCAGGUUGUCAUGAUCACAGAAAGCCAUGGCAUGAGUUACAGCAUGGUGUAAACUCCUGAUUUCCCCUCAAUUGGCUAUUUGAGAAGGGGAAUACACCACUCACAGGGCAGCUUCAUAAGGAUGUCUAGAAGAAAUUUAGUAAUGUAUUCCUAUGCUUUUGCCAGCAAAUAUUUUUUAAAAAAAAAAAAAAAAAAAAGAUUUAAUGUAAUGAUGUGAUUUACACCCACAGUAAAUUUCUCCUAUGUUAGGGUGGUGGGCUGGGAUGUGGUGCUACAAGAGAUGCUCUGGCCUUUAUCAAUAGUGUUUGUCUCUGGGGGAGUCGUGCAUUUAUCCCUGUUGUAUUUUCUACUGUUCUUUAUAUAAAAAGGAUUAAAGACAAGUCUUCCGUAAACAAUAUGCAUUAUCUUAAAGCAGCCUGUGCCAUGUGAGGGUUAUCUGUCAGACAGAGCUUAUGAACAUGGUUGAGCUUUCAUAGUGUCCCCCCCCAAACAUAGAGAAAUGUAUUUCUGAGGGUUGUGGGAACAUUGAGGAGCCUCAGCUAGUCGGGGAGAGUGUGUUCGGUUACAACAGUGUCGUAUGAAGGUAAACAGAGCAGGUGGUUGAAACAGUAUUGGUUGUUAUCCACUGUAAACGGACCAAAAGACACAUACAGCUUUUAUGUUUUGCAUUUUAAACUGAGGCGAUGUGAUUUGAAGCAGAAAACAGGAGUCAAGUACAAGCGAUGAUUUUUUGUUGUCAAGCUCUGAUGAGAUGCCGUGUGUGGGGGGGGGCAAAGAUAUGUGGUUUCUGUCAUCACCUAUGACUGCCAAAUGUUCCAUACAAUAAACAAGCUGUGGCUUUUUAAAAAAA
This is a messenger RNA of Menidia menidia (Atlantic silverside), 3112 nucleotides long. NCBI's taxonomy places the organism in Eukaryota, Metazoa, Chordata, Actinopteri, Atheriniformes, Atherinopsidae. The record is from the annotation of a GenBank genome assembly.